Pseudoliparis swirei is the source of this 2333-nucleotide messenger RNA. It is a transcript of the gene mtfr1, whose product is annotated as mitochondrial fission regulator 1. The record is from RefSeq and is a predicted model, not a curated record. Bases 155 to 1138 code for a protein of 327 amino acids. The transcript has 8 exons. Lineage: Eukaryota; Metazoa; Chordata; Actinopteri; Perciformes; Liparidae. Gene Ontology annotation, cellular component: mitochondrion. Gene Ontology annotation, biological process: mitochondrial fission; aerobic respiration.
CUCCCACAUAGUAACCACUUUCGAGGUCCGUCGGUUGACAAGGUGGAAAAACGAAAGAAAAGUUGUCUUCUAGCGUCAGUUUUGAUGACCGUUUGGUGAUGACGCGCUUGGAUUUGGGGCACGUGUCCACCUGCCCUUGUGAAACUCAACAGAAAUGAGUAAAGACAACCCACGGAUCGAAAUGGACCUGGUCUUUGGAUCAGCCAAGUCCUACGGGGCCUCGAGAAGUAUAGUGAGGAGAAUAGCUUCCAGUCUUCCUUUUAAUCCCUGUCCUCGGGUUCAUUUUCAGCUUUAUCCAUACAGUGAAGACGCUGGUGUCCUAAUUGCCGCCAGAAGGCAGAAUGGCUUGGUGGCCUCUCUGGCUGAUGUCGCCUGGAUCGACGAAGAAGACGAAGACUCCUUUAGUGGACCCAGGUCAGUGAUCCCUCGGGGGCUUGUGUUUCGAGCCUGCCGGCCUCAUCUUCAGAGACAACCCUUAACCCGCCAAAGGUCACUACCAAGCCUGCAUCCGGGGACUCCGGACCCCCAGGGGCCGACAACUGUCAACGAUGAGGCCAUUCAGAAGAUCGGUGCACUGGAGACGGAACUUGCUAAACUCAAAUCUCAGAUAGCACUAAUCGUAUUGGCUCAGGAAAAGAACUCUCAGCCAGCUGCUACCACAGGGAUACCUCCCCCUCCACCCUGUGGCACCCUGCCUCCCCCGCCUCCUCCUCCUCCUCCACCGCCACUUCCUCCACCCUUUAGUCUUCAGCGGACAUUUUCUGUCAUUGACUUGAUAAAGGAGCGCAGGGGAUUGAAGACAGACAGCCAGAAAGUUUUGGAUUCAAAGUCAGCAGAAAUUCCCAGCAUGCUUGAUGUCCUGAAAGACAUGAGCAAAAUCAAAUUGCGAUCCGUCAAAAGUCGGCCAGUGGACGGUGAAGCCAAAGGGAAAUCCAGCGAGCCUCUAGACGCUGCAACGCUCAUCGCCGAGGCCCUGAAACGCAAGUUUGCCCAUCGCUAUCGACACGACAGUGAACAAGGAGACCAAGAGGAUUUCAAACUUCCCGUUCCACAAGUGAAACCUCCAACUGAAACCCCUUUGUUUGGGCAGCACAUGUUGAAAUCAACUGGGGAAAAAGGAGUUGCUCUGAUCAUCUGAUUCUGAUCUCGAGGUCCAGAUGUGCUGCGGAGACUUUGAAGUGCCUCUCCCGCCCUCUCAACGUGAGCUGUUUCUGUGGAAGAACAAGGGAUUCUGCCUGAAGUAGUUGACACGUUUCAGUCAUCUGUGUUGCAUCCAAGUCAUCGACAACAUCUGUUGUUUUGCACUUUUCUAAAUUAUAUUAGCGUUCUUUUAAAAACAAGAUUAUUUUUGUUCAACUGAACGUCUUUUUAUUUUUAAGUUGAAUAGUUACAACUUCUGUUCUGAGUGACGGAGGCAAUGCUACAUAAUUGAAUAACACUUAGUUGUAUUGCUCAAUCAUAAUUAGGUUUGUUGUUAAACUUGUUGCAUAUCGCAUAUUUGGUCAUGUGUGCGUUCCCAUUUUAAGUCUCAGUGGAAACUGAAGAGUUCCUCAACCAACUAAGAAAGGGAGCACCUAGUUCCUCAAGGAAUAUUGUUUAUACAUGUAUGAUAGACUAAUUUAUGAUUGGGAUUCUUCUAUUUAUGUUGUGGUUUAAGUGAGAAUUAAGAUUUUAACACUUGUGAUAGAUUUGUCCGUUAAUAUUUCCAAGUGGCUUUUAGACAGUGUUGUACUUUAUCCGUGUCCCUGUUGCCAGUCUCGUGUCUUUCUGGUUUUAGUUGACAUUACUUUUCUCUGUAGUACGAUCUGUUUAAGAGCCAAAGACAUUCCAGUGAUGAUCUGCGAGAUUCUGCCUUUCUCUGCCAAAUAUCUUUUCGUUUCUCAAUCAUUUAAAUAGGGAGGAAGCCCGAGACUGUAACUGAAGCAAACUUCAUGCUUCUUGUUUAGUUUAUUGAAGGUACAGGCGCAUAUGCAAGGUUUUAUUGUAUUAUCAUUUAAAGAAUUACAGUUCAACAAUCAGUAAAGAAAUACUAGUUUCUAUAUAAAACAUUUUAGUCAUGGGUCCGAUCUGUAUUCCAAAGGUAUAAAAUGCUUUUGUAAUCACAUUUUCAGGCCCCAGUUUGAAAAGACAGAGCCUCUGGGCCUUUGAGGGUUCUUAGUUAUGACUGCUCAUGGUUUCCAGUUCUGUUCAUCAUGCCAGUGUAGUUGCUGCUUCAAGUCAACUCUCCUCGUAUAUCUUUAUAUUAUGGAACAUGGACUGCAGGUGUCAAGGACUUUUGUAGAAAAAUCAUACAUUUUAAUUGUCAAAUCUCUAAAUAAAAGUGUCUGUCCCAA